AUGGAUCCAAAUUUUACUAGAAGCAAACUGAAUGAUUCACCAUCAUCUCAAUCAAGUAGAACUUCGGCCUUAUCCAAUUUUAUGAAUGAAAAGUUUUUCCUAACAUCACCAGCAAUACUAGAAGAUUCAAUAGAGAGUGUUGAGAAUGCUCUAUUUCAACAAACUGAAAGUCAUUUAAUAUGGCCAAAUGUGCUGAAAAUAUCAUCUCAGAUUUCCCGAAAGACACUGUAUUUUUAUCCUGUAAACAUGCUGUGCAUUAUGAUUGUAUUGACAAUCCAUAUAAGAGAUGCCCUUCCUGCCUAA
Messenger RNA from Funneliformis geosporum, 303 nucleotides. The record is from the annotation of a GenBank genome assembly. Lineage: Eukaryota; Fungi; Glomeromycota; Glomeromycetes; Glomerales; Glomeraceae.